Hevea brasiliensis (rubber tree) is the source of this 1041-nucleotide messenger RNA. RefSeq lists its product as uncharacterized. Gene Ontology annotation, molecular function: protein binding. Bases 154 to 774 code for a protein of 206 amino acids. Lineage: Eukaryota; Viridiplantae; Streptophyta; Magnoliopsida; Malpighiales; Euphorbiaceae. The transcript is spliced from 2 exons. The record is from RefSeq and is a predicted model, not a curated record.
CGUCUCUUGUGGCUUGAAACGCAAGCUAUCCUCUCCUCUUCAGUUUCAGCAACCAUUCCUUUCCUCGCCAGAAUUUUCUCUUCGGUAUAUCUUAUUUUCCAAUUGAACCCCAGACUUCCUUUCCCUUUACAGAAGUACACUCCGAAGAGAAACAUGGUGAGCGAUAGUGAAUCGAAGAGAAGCGCAGAAACUAUCAAGUUUCUUUGUAGCUAUGGUGGUAAGAUUCUUCUACGACCCAUUGAUGGAAAGCUUCGUUACGUUGGUGGUCUUACUAGAAUUCUAGCCGUCGAUCGUUCUAUAUGCUUUACAGAGCUGAUGGUUAAGCUUGGAGAAUUUUGUGGAUAUUCUGUGGAAUUGAAGUGUCAGUUGCCGAAUGGAAAUUUGGAGAUGCUAAUUUCUAUCAAAUCCGAUGAGGAAUUGGUGCUUCUCAUUGAAGAAUAUGAUCGAUGCUGUCCUGGUUCGAAGAUUAGAGCCGUUCUCUCCACUCCAAAGUCACUCAAAACCGUCUCUCCUCCUCCAUCAGCUCCUGCAAGUGUCGAUUUCUAUCCUGUCAAAAAUGCCUUCCAUUUUCGAAGAUCUGGAAGUUGUUCACCGGCGAUUGGAUAUCCCAUCGGCGUUUACAAGUACUGCGACAGAGUCCGUUAUAAUCCAUUUCAUGGAGAAGAAAAACUAGAAUUCUGCUGUGGAGACCCUCGGUGUAAUGGGCAAGGAAAUCCGAGAUUUCGGCGUUUUGACCCUUACCGGAACAAGAAUUGGCUGGGGUUAGCAAAUUAGCAUAUAGAAAACUAAUUUUUUGAAAUGAAUUAGUUUAUACAAAUUGAGGACAUAGAUAACGAUAUGGAAAAGAAAAUUACAGAGUGAGAAGGGUGAAGUUUUGAUAUGUGAUUGGAUUAUUAAUUUCAGAAAUUAUUUUUUGAUUUUGUUGCCCUGUGCUGUGAGUUGGUUUCUUGUUCCGGCCAAUAUUUUCGCCGUUAGACCUCCGAUUAUGGCCGUUAAGUUUAAAUCGCAUUCAUCUGUGAUCGUCGCAGAUGCUUUCAGUUA